Melanaphis sacchari is the source of this 2046-nucleotide messenger RNA. RefSeq names its product E3 SUMO-protein ligase KIAA1586-like. Bases 1 to 2046 code for a protein of 681 amino acids. Lineage: Eukaryota; Metazoa; Arthropoda; Insecta; Hemiptera; Aphididae. The record is from RefSeq and is a predicted model, not a curated record. The transcript has 3 exons.
AUGUCUUUAUUAAAUUGGUUAACCAAAACAAACGUAAACCAAAUCGAAGAUUCAUUGAUUUAUACUCAAGCAAUACUAAAAGCAUCAUCUAAUGAAGCUGAGACAGUGAGUACAGAAUUAAAUUGUAAUACUAAUAAUAGUUCAAACAAUUCUAAUGAAAGUGGUGAUAACAAUGGUAACGAUUAUCCAAGUAUUUGGACAAAAGAAAUGUUUGUAUCAUUUCUUAAUAAAUAUCCAUGGAUAAUGGUAAAAGACCAAAAAUUGGGUUGUAAAAUAUGCGUGCAGGUUCAAAACCUUGCCACAUAUAAAACACAAGGUAUUAGAUUUGCUAUUGAAUGGACAGAGUGUAGUGUACAUACUUAUGGAGCUAGUGAUAAAGAUAAAAGACAAUCCUUGAGAAAAAAAAUACAUAAGCAUAAAAUUAGUGAAUGUCAUAAAAGAUGUGAACAAAUUUUAAAAGCACAAGAAGAAAAUGUUUUGCCAAAAGCUGUGUCAAAGGGGAUUUCUGGUAAAUUUGAGAGUACGAUAAGAGUAUUUAAUACUGUAUAUAGUAUUGUUAAAAAAACAAGACCAUUUACUGAUUUACCAUUUGAUAUUCAACUUCAAAAGUUAAAUGGAUUGGAUAUGGGUCACAUUUUACACAGCGAUCAUGCUUGUGCUGAUAUUGCUAGCCAUAUAGCAAUAGAAAUGAAAGCAAAAGUUACAAACUUUAUUGUCAAAAAUAAUUUUAAAAUUUCGGUAUUAAUUGAUGAAGCUACCUCAGUGUCGAAAAAUACUUGUUUGGUUGUUUUUUUGCAACUUUUAACAUGUCUAAACAAACACAAAUUUUCUCAUGAAUAUUUAAUACAAAAUUUUAUUUGCUUUGCUUGUGAUGGAGCUUCUAAUAUGAUUGGUCGAAAAGCUGGUGUGGGAAAACUUUUAACUGACAAAUAUCCAGAUUUAUUGGUCUGGCAUUGCUCUAAUCAUAGACUUGAACUUGCUGUUGAUGAUGUAGUUAACGAGGUAGCUGGCAUAAAUCAUUUCAAAAUAUUUUUUGAUACUCUCUAUACAUUAUAUAGUUCAUCACCAAAAAACCAGUAUGGUUUAAAAAGUUGUGCCAAAGAAUUAGAUUUGCAAUUUCUUUCAAUUGGUCGCAUUUUAAAUACAAGAUGGGUAGCUUCAAGUUUGAGGUCAGUUAAAGCAGUCUGGAGAGACUAUGAAGCACUUUAUUUACAUUUUGACAAAUGUAGUUUGGAUAGCUCGAGAACAUCUAAAGAAAAAGCAACCUUUAAAGGUUUAAAACAUAAAAUAACAUCAAUUGAUUUUGUUUUAAAUUUAGGUCUUCUAUAUGAUGCUCUAACUGAACUAUCAGAUCUUUCAUUAGAACUUCAAAAACGGUGUACAAAACUACCUGAUGCUCAUAACUUAAUUAGAAGACAAAUUCUGAUUUUUGAAUCUAUGUCUGAGAAGUGUAAUGAUGGUUUUUAUAAAGAAGCUGAGAAUUCUGAACUUACUGAUAAUUUAAAAUCUAGAAUGUUAAACUUUACAUCAUCACAUGUAUCUUCAUCAUCUGACACAUCAAAUAAGUAUGCCGAGUUUAUUCAACUGCUAGAAGUUUUAAACCCACAAAGAUGGCCGUUAGAAGUAGAUAUAUUAUAUGGAGAGAGAGCAAUUAAGCAGCUUUCAAACAUAUUUAAAAUAAAUGAAAGAGAGUCAGUUAGAGGUUUUCGUGAGUAUAUAGAUAAUAAAUCUAUUAUUCCAGACAACCUUAAACCUCUAACUCAAGCUGUAAAUACAUUAGUAGUUUCUACUGCUGAAUGUGAGAGGCUCUUUAGUGCCAUGAAUAUUGUUCAUAAUGAUAUUCGAAAUACAUUAAAAGUUUCACGUGUAUCUGAUCUUUUGUGGAUUAAAUGUGUUGGUCCACCUUUAUGUGAAUUUAAUGCAAAUACAUAUGUGGAUUCUUGGAUUUCUAAAGGUAGAAGAUGUGCUGACCAUACACAAUGCGUUUCAAAGCAAGAAAUAAAAUAUAACACGGAAUACAAUAGUCUUUGGGAGCAAUUAAAGUAA